Molecule: messenger RNA, 4506 nt
Organism: Rhinolophus ferrumequinum (greater horseshoe bat)
Lineage: Eukaryota; Metazoa; Chordata; Mammalia; Chiroptera; Rhinolophidae
Gene: SALL2
Product: spalt like transcription factor 2
Exons: 3
Coding region: 271-3264 (997 amino acids)
Biological process (GO): regulation of transcription by RNA polymerase II
Cellular component (GO): nucleus
Molecular function (GO): DNA-binding transcription factor activity, RNA polymerase II-specific; RNA polymerase II cis-regulatory region sequence-specific DNA binding
Source: RefSeq, a predicted model, not a curated record
GGGGCGUCUCCCCUUUAAAGACUUGCAGAGAUUGAGAGAGAAAGAGAAGAGAGAGAGAGUCAGGGACAGAGAAUCAGAGAGAGAGAGAGGGCGCGCAAGUCUGUCUGUCUGUCUGUCUCUGGGAAGAGAGAACACCUCUGCUUCACAGUGAUUUGCACUGGGGGAGAGGCAUCAAUUGGCUUCAGAUCCAAGGGGGAGACCAGACCAGGUCACCCCAGUUAAGACUAAGUGAGCGUUGCCCCUCCCUCUCCCACCUCUCUCUACACGGGAAUGUCUCGGCGAAAGCAGCGGAAACCCCAACAGUUAAUCUCGGACUGCGAAGGUCCCAGCGCGUCUGAGAACGGUGAUGCUAGCGAGGAGGACCACCCCCAAGUCUGUGCCAAAUGCUGCGCACAAUUCACUGACCCAACUGAAUUCCUCGCCCACCAGAAUGCAUGCUCUACUGACCCCCCUGUAAUGGUGAUAAUUGGGGGCCAGGAGAACCCCAACAACUCUUCGACCUCUUCUGAACCCCGGCCUGAGGGCCACAACAGUCCCCAGGUCAUGGACGCAGAGCACAGCAACCCCCCAGAUUCUGGGUCCUCGGUGCCCACAGAUCCCACCUGGGGCCCAGAGCGGAGAGGAGAGGAGUCUGCGGGGCAUUUUCUGGUCGCUGCCACAGGUACAGCAGCUGGGGGAGGUGGGGGCCUGAUCUUGGCCAGUCCCAAGCUGGGAGCAACCCCCUUACCUCCAGAAUCCACCCCUGCACCCCCUCCUCCUCCACCGCCACCUCCGCCCCCAGGUGUAGGCAGCGGCCACUUGAACAUCCCUCUGAUCUUGGAAGAGCUCCGGGUGCUGCAGCAGCGGCAGAUCCAUCAGAUGCAGAUGACUGAGCAAAUCUGCCGGCAGGUACUGCUGCUUGGAUCCUUAGGCCAGACAGUGGGCGCCCCUGCCAGUCCCUCAGAGUUACCUGGGACAGGGACUGCCUCCUCCACCAAGCCCCUGCUUCCCCUCUUCAGCCCUAUCAAGCCUGUCCAAACUGGCAAGACACUGGCACCUUCCUCCUCCACCUCCUCCUCCUCAGGGGCAGAAACACCCAAGCAGGCUUUCUUCCACCUUUAUCAUCCACUGGGGUCACAGCACCCUUUUUCUGCUGGAGGGGUUGGGCGAAGCCACAAGCCCACGCCUGCCCCCUCCCCAGCCCUGCCAGGCAGCACAGAUCAGCUGAUUGCCUCGCCUCAUCUGGCAUUCCCAGGCACCACGGGACUACUGGCAGCACAGUGUCUUGGGGCAGCCCGAGGCCUCGAGGCCGCUGCCUCCCCAGGGCUCCUGAAGCCAAAGAAUGGAAGUGGUGAGCUGGGCUAUGGGGAAGUGAUGGGUCCCUUGGAGAAACCCGGUGGACGACACAAAUGCCGCUUCUGUGCCAAAGUAUUUGGCAGUGACAGUGCCCUGCAGAUCCACCUGCGUUCACACACAGGUGAGAGGCCCUAUAAAUGUAAUGUCUGUGGCAACCGCUUUACCACCCGCGGCAACCUCAAAGUGCAUUUCCACCGUCAUCGUGAGAAGUACCCACACGUGCAGAUGAAUCCUCACCCGGUGCCAGAGCACCUAGACUACGUCAUCACCAGCAGCGGCCUGCCUUAUGGUAUGUCUGUGCCACCAGAGAAAGCUGAGGAGGAGGCAGCCAUGCCAGGUGGAGGUGUGGAACGCAAGCCUCUGGUGGCCUCCACCACAGCACUCAGUGCCACAGAAAGCCUGACACUACUCUCCACUGGUGCAGGCACAGCCACAGCUCCUGCGCUCCCUGCUUUCAAUAAGUUUGUGCUCAUGAAAGCAGUAGAGCCAAAGAGUAAAGCUGAUGAAAAUACCCCUCCAGGGACUGAGGCCUCCGCCAUCUCCGGGGUAGCAGAAAGUGGCACAGCAACCCGCAUGCAGCUAAGUAAGCUGGUAACUUCACUACCCAGCUGGGCACUGCUUACCAACCACUUUAAAUCCACUGGGAGCUUCCCCUUCCCCUAUGUGCUAGAGCCCUUGGGGACCUCACCCUCUGAGACAUCAAAGCUACAGCAACUGGUAGAAAAGAUUGACCGACAGGGAGCUGUGGCAGUGGCCUCUACUGCCUCAGGAGCCCCCACCACCUCUGCCCCUGCAGCUUCAUCCUCAGCCUCAUCCGGACCUAACCAGUGUGUCAUCUGCCUCCGGGUGCUAAGCUGUCCUCGAGCACUGCGCCUGCAUUAUGGCCAACAUGGAGGUGAGCGGCCCUUCAAAUGCAAAGUGUGUGGCAGAGCCUUCUCCACACGAGGCAAUCUGCGUGCACAUUUUGUGGGCCACAAGGCCAGCCCAGCUGCCCGGGCUCAGAACUCCUGCCCCAUCUGCCAGAAGAAGUUCACCAACGCUGUUACUCUGCAGCAGCAUGUUCGGAUGCACCUGGGGGGCCAAAUCCCCAACGGUAGUACCACAUUCCCCGAAGGCGGGGGAGCUGCCCAGGAGAAUGGCUCUGAGCAGUCUACAGUCUCUGGAGCAGGGAGUUUCCCUCAGCAGCCAUCCCAGCCAUCCCCAGAAGAGGAAUUGUCUGAAGAGGAGGAAGAGGACGAGGAAGAAGACGAAGAUGUAACCGAUGAAGAUUCUCUGGUAGGAAGAGGUUCAGAGAGUGGAGGUGAGAAGGCAAUAUCAGUGCGAGGUGAUUCGGAAGAAGCAUCUGGGGCAGAGGAGGAAGUGGGGACAGUGGUGGCAGCAGCCACAGCUGGGAAGGAGAUGGACAGUAAUGAGAAAGCAAUUCAACCACCUCCUUUGCCACCGCCACCGCCACCACCGCCGCCACCACCACCACCUGACAGCCUGAAUCAAACACCGCCAGUGGAGCAGGGAGGCGGUGAUGUUGCAGGAGGCACAGAAGAGGGGGGCAAACCACAGAGGAGCUCAAGCCCAACGUCAGCAUUUGCCCUUGAAGGCGAAGGCAGCAGCACCACCUUGGUGGAGGAGCUGAGCAUGCAGGAAGCAAUGAGAAAGGAGCCAGGAGAGGGCAGUAGCAGAAAGGCCUGUGAAGUGUGUGGCCAGACCUAUCCCACCCAGGCAGCUCUGGAAGAACAUCAGAAGAUCCACCCCAAGGAGGGACCACUCCUCACUUGUGUUUUCUGCAGGCAGGGUUUUCUCGAGCGGGCUACCCUCAAGAAGCAUAUGCUGCUGGCUCACCACCAGAUGCACCUGAGCACCCACAUUUGGAAAUUGCAGCCCUUUGGGCCGGCAGCUGUCCCUGGAGGGCCCAGUGCCACUCCUCUCUGGUGACCAGGUCAAUCUGCAGGACUUCUUGUCCCAAGACAUUCCUCCCAGCUGGUGAGGGUGGUUCCCCUGUCUCUCUGGAACCAGUACAUGUCUUUCCCGUCAAGUGGGCUACCUACCAAGUCCGGGAGGUCCAUCUCCACCUCCACUACCACUUCAGGCCUGGCACCACCAGUGCUGUUUGGCCUAGGAACUGUGGCUAGAAAGGUGCCUGUAGCCAUGGGAUCCAGAGAGGCCAAGGAGGAGAGAGACCCCCUCUUCUUAUUUCAGCCACUUGCAUCCACGGCAUUGCCUGAGAAGCCCAUCAUAGAAGAGAAAUAGCAAACUGUACAUUCCUUCUCUUUCCCCCUGCUCCACAAGGUGCCAUCAAUGAAGCUGCAGCAAUAUCUGUAUCUGUGGCUCGGCCCUAGGAGGUAGGGAGAAAUGUAGGGCAUAGGACACUCUUCCCAGUAAACUCCUUGAUAGUCAGUCACAUCAAGGCAAAGGUGUUGGCUGGUCAGUAUGCCAAGACAUCUCCAGCUUCUCACAUUCCUUCAUCAUUGCCUCUCAAAGUUAGGAAACAAGCAGAUUACUUGCCAAGAGAUCUCCCGUGGGAAAUGUGAAGUUAGUUCCUAUCUUUAACAAACACUGUUGGUGAGGGCAGUUGAAAUAAUGGUGGAGAGUUGAGGAAUGUUACUAAAGUAUAGGGAUUUAUACUGCGAACCUGUGUUAUUAAGAAAGGGACAUGAGGUAAGGGAAUGGACCUUGAAUUCUUGAUUGGAUGGAUCUCAUGAAUGUUCUUUUGGACUAAUGGUGUGCAGCAGUGUACCACAGAUCAUAGGGGAUUUCCUAGCACUAGUGUGCUUCUAGUUUUAGAUAACUCCCUCCUUUGUUCCCUGGCCCUUUGUAUUUUCCUCAUCUUCCUCUCUCAAGUCCCAUUUCCUCCCCAUCUUGCCUGUCCACGGACUGGGGCUUAUGUCUUUGCUACUGUCUGGUUCUUAGAGUCCCAGACUUUGAGAGAUGAGCUCCAGAUGGUGUCCUCCCUGCUUCUCCGUCUUGUAAUGAGAUGUAGUAUUUACUCUUAACAUAGGAUCAUUUGGAAGAGGAGUUCUGAGGAGGAGAGAGUGUUGGUUCUGCUAUUGACUGACUUGAAUGACAGCUUCUUCUCCGAAGAUGUAGGCUCCAGAGCUUCCUAACAUAGUAAAAUGUGAAGAGCAGUCAAGGGAGAUGUUAGUGUCUUUCCUUUUCAUUAAAGGUGUUUUAACCAAA